Schizophyllum commune H4-8 is the source of this 3033-nucleotide messenger RNA. RefSeq lists its product as uncharacterized. The record is from RefSeq and is a predicted model, not a curated record. NCBI's taxonomy places the organism in Eukaryota, Fungi, Basidiomycota, Agaricomycetes, Agaricales, Schizophyllaceae. The coding region runs from base 1 to 3033 and encodes 1010 amino acids. The transcript is spliced from 10 exons.
AUGCCUGAGGUUCCCGAAGUCAACGUCUGGCUGAGACGCCUGCUGAAGUGUCUUCUCAAGCUCUACAAAAAGAAGAAACAAUGGCCCAAAGGUGUGCUUUGUUCCCCCUUGACUAACGAGUGCGCUCUCAUUGAUGAGCACGAACCUUCAGGCGUUGUACAGAUAUUCCCUAUCACGUUCGCAUUGGGGACCCGGACGAAACCGUAUACUACCGUCCCCUCUGUCGAUAAUGCGGAGUACCAGGCAAGCGGCACGAUGGAGAAGGAGCUUGCUCUUCAUCCUCAGGACAUGACCAGCAAGUUCACUAUCUCAAGGUCGAAGAAUCAAUUAUGGGAGUACCUCUUACGGCGAAUGGAUCCUGGCGCUGUCUACGCCGCCCGCCGCAACAAGCAGCUGGCUAUAGCUGCAGGACAUCAUUGCCUCAUAUUUCGAUUCGGAUUGGAAGGGCAUCUCAUGCGCUUCACCCGGCAAGACUUCGACGAAAUCAUCGCCAUGGAUGUACCCGGGCCGAACAAGAACAAGUCGAAGGCAGCGCGCUUGCGGUCAUUCAAAGUCCCCGCGCGAUUCUGCGAAGCGCUCAGUUCGGAAACGGACAACCGAACUGUCAAUAUCCUCGCAGCUCUCGUGCUUGAUGACUGGGUCUGGGCGGUCGUCGAUUUCGCCAGACUGGUUCAGAUGCACGUUGUCAGUAUCGGUCGGCACUUCGUCGAGGAAGAUCUUCAGCCUAGCUCAGCCAUCUGGCCGCGCUUAUGGGCUGGCUUUCAAGCUGGGCCUGACUGGCUUAUUGAGUAUCCCUUGGUACUCAAUGAACUGGACCUUUGGCGCCAAGAGGUCCGCACCCGCCGCCUUCAUACCCCUCUUGUCAAUGCACUCUGUGACCCGUCCCUCCUACCCUUCAAUGCUUUCGGCCGCCACACCGCUAACGAUGCGGCCCACGGAAUGGGCGUCUUUCCUAACACGCCUAUCUCUGCCUUUGUCGACGACGAUCUGGUCUUCAAACAGUUCACGCACAGCUUGAAAAGCUAUCUGGCGCAGUUCGAUAGUCCGGAGUAUCUGAACGCCAUGGUCUCCUUGCCAAGCUCCAGCAACCCUUUCGCCUUCAAUCACGUCCCCCACAAAACCUAUGUAGAUCGGUACAUCCAUGUCUUCCGACGCUCGGACGUAUGGGUGAGCGCCCCACUUUAUAACCACCUGCUCGUGCAUGGGCUUCUUGACAAAGACCACGUCAUCGGCCAGCCAUAUCGCCCCAUCGCACUUGAAGAGCGCACUACAACCUUCAAAAAAUUGGACGUUGUCUACUAUCACAAACCAUACGACACAUUUACCGUCAUCCAAGCUAAGGUUCCAGACGACUGGAUACAUCUUGCGCUAGGUGGCUACAAACCGGUACGCGGGCCCAUACGUGAUAUCCGAACGAGUGGGUAUCAGACCGCCAUCGGGAUUUCCGACUUCCGCGAGAACAAGCUCAAUAUGCGCGAUAUCAAGCGCUCUGUCGCCGCGUUGUGUGUACCAGGUCGCAAGGGCAAGGAAAAGGCUGGGGUUGGGCGACCAACGCGCACUCCUACUGUAGCGACCCUUCGUCGCGAACUCUCGCAGAUAGAGAGAAUCACUGAGAAGAGCCGAGCCUCUUCCGUCGACGAUCCGGCUAGCGAUUCCGAAGAUGACGACUACAACAACGAGGACGAGAUCGAGCUGGAAAAUUCGUCGUACGCGCCCGAGGAAGAGGACAAGAUUUCAACACAGUAUGCUGACCUACAGACAGCCAUCCAGUUAUUCGAUGGGGAGAACCAAGCGCAGCCUAUCGCUAAGAGCGCACGCACUGCUCAUAGAUUUUCAGCUACGUCUGUGGCAACUGCAGAUGCUGCAAUGGCCCCUGCACGUCGCUCUGCACGGUCGUCUACUGCGGGAGGAAGUGAAAAACGGUCCGCCUCCCCUCUCCCUCUUGACCCUGAUAUUCAGACCAGGCAGAAGCGUAUCAUAUCUGCGUGUGACGUCGCGUCUUCCCCGCUGACAACGAGCGCUCUUCCCAAGUACUUGAUAGAAACCGCGCCCACUUGCGCCCUUCCAAGCUGGCUCAGCAGCGCGCGCGACCGGUGGAUUUGGCAGCUGAGCGAGAACAACCUGCGCGCGGAGGACUGGGACGACAUGUCCGUCGCGGAGACGCGGGCGGUCGAGAAGCUCCUCAGUGACCGCUACGAGGACACGACGCCGCUGGCUACGCCGGCACCGCAGCGGCGGGCAGCCCUCGUGACGGUUUUGUCUUCGAAGAUCCGCAGGCGCUGUCAGAAGACGAGGGGGACGAGGCGAAGAAGAGCGCAGCGGGCAAGCUUCAGGAAAGAUCAAACGCUCACCUUCAUCACCCAUCUGAUGUCCCUGCAUUCUGGAAUCGCGGCACGCUGGGCUAUGCCGCAUGGGGCAUCGACUCUGCAGCGUCGUCCGCUGUUUCCCUCUCCUCCCAUCCGACCCCGUCAUCGGCGCAUUCAUCCACCCCGUCAUCCGCCAGCACAUCCCCAUCCGCGGGACACGUUCGUCUUCCCCCGAGCUUUUCCUUCCACGCACCCACUCUUGGAGUGGCUUCUGCCUCCGCUUCCGCCGCCGCUACUGCGUCUCUCUCAACCCCCGCAAGCACAGGACCCUCCGCUACAUUGGCCUGUCCUCUGCGAAGAGGCGCACAGCAACGAGGAGGCCGAGUUCGAGGCGUUCAAGGUCCGCAUAAGCAAGAUCUGCAAGUUCCACGAUGCCGCGGCGCAGCAAGACAUUCGACUCGCUGUCGAGCGCUUGAAACUGCGCAAGGAGCACCGGGCGCACGGCACGGAGCGCAGUGUGGCGCGCGAGCAGGAGCGCGCGCUCGUCACCCAGCACGAGAUGAAUAUGCUCAACCUGCACCGCAACAAGGAGGAGGAGCGGCACAGGAUGGUCGCCGAGGAGCGCAAGAAGCGGCGCGCGGAGAUCGAGUGGUGCAUCGAGCUGCAGCAUGUCCUGAAGUGCCGCACGCUUGAGAGCCGCGCGCACCUGGCGACACCGAAGCCGUAG